Lagenorhynchus albirostris (white-beaked dolphin) is the source of this 5810-nucleotide messenger RNA. Its product is annotated as neuronal calcium sensor 1. The transcript is spliced from 24 exons. Gene Ontology annotation, cellular component: Golgi apparatus; clathrin-coated vesicle; membrane. Bases 13 to 2268 code for a protein of 751 amino acids. NCBI's taxonomy places the organism in Eukaryota, Metazoa, Chordata, Mammalia, Artiodactyla, Delphinidae. Gene Ontology annotation, molecular function: calcium ion binding; calcium sensitive guanylate cyclase activator activity; clathrin heavy chain binding. The record is from RefSeq and is a predicted model, not a curated record. Gene Ontology annotation, biological process: clathrin-dependent endocytosis.
GCUGGAACAAAUAUGGCCGCCCCGGCGCCCGUCGGCUCUUCGGGCUCCCGCAGUCCUCGGCUGACCGCCGGCCUUCGGCUGUUCCCACUACUGGGGCUGCUGCAGCUGCUGGUCGAGCCUGGCCUGGGCCGCGUCCACCACCUGGCGCUCAAGGAUGAUGUGAGGCAUAAGGUUCAUCUGAACACCUUUGGAUUCUUCAAGAAUGGGUACAUGAUGGUGAAUGUCAGUAGCCUUUCAGUGAGUGAGCCUCAAGGAGCCACAGACAAGGACGCAACUAUUGGAUUCAGCCUAGACCGCACAAAGAAUGAUGGAUUUUCUUCUUAUCUGGAUGAAGAUGUGAAUUACUGUAUUUUAAAGAAACAGUCUGCCUCUGUCACCCUUCUAAUCCUAGACAUCUCCAGAAGUGAAGUGCGAAUAAGAUCUCCACCAGAAGCUGGUACCCAGUUACCAAAGAUCAUCUUCAGCAAGGAUGAGAAAGUCCUUGGUCAGAGCCAGGAACCUGGUGUUAACGCUGUUUCAGCAGGAAGCCAGACUCAGAAAAAACAAGACAGUGGAAAGUCUGAAAGAAGUACAGUGGAUUCAAAGGCAACAGGAGAGAAAUCCUUUUCUGUUCGUAAUAAUGAUGGGGCAGUUUCAUUUCAGUUUUUCUUUAACAUCAGCACUGAAGACCAAGAAGGCCUCUACAGUCUUUAUUUUCAUAAAUGCCCUGGAAGUGAAGUACGGUCUAACGACAAGUUUUCAUUCAGCCUCGAUAUCGAGAUCACAGAGAAGAAUCCUGACAGCUACCUCUCAGCGGGAGAAAUUCCUCUCCCCAAAUUAUACAUUUCUAUGGCCUUUUUCUUUUUGCUCUCUGGGACAAUCUGGAUUCACAUCCUUCGAAAACGACGGAAUGAUGUAUUUAAAAUUCACUGGUUGAUGGCCGCCCUUCCUUUCACCAAGUCUCUUUCCUUGGUAUUCCACGCAAUCGACUACCACUAUAUCUCCUCCCAGGGCUUCCCGAUCGAAGGGUGGGCUGUGGUGUACUACAUCACUCACCUCUUGAAAGGGGCCCUGCUGUUCAUCACCAUCGCACUCAUUGGCACCGGCUGGGCUUUCAUUAAGCACAUCCUUUCUGAUAAAGACAAAAAGAUCUUCAUGAUUGUCAUCCCGCUUCAGGUCCUGGCAAACGUGGCCUAUAUCAUCAUAGAGUCCACCGAGGAGGGGACGACUGAGUAUGGCUUGUGGAAGGAUUCUCUGUUUCUGGUGGACCUGCUGUGCUGUGGAGCCAUCCUCUUCCCGGUGGUAUGGUCAAUCAGACAUUUACAAGAAGCAUCAGCAACAGAUGGAAAAGCUGCCAUUAACUUGGCAAAGCUGAAACUUUUCAGACAUUACUACGUCUUGAUCGUAUGUUACAUAUACUUCACCAGGAUUAUUGCAUUUCUCCUCAAACUUGCUGUUCCGUUCCAGUGGAAGUGGCUCUACCAGCUCCUGGAUGAAAUGGCCACGCUGGUGUUCUUUGUUCUAACGGGGUAUAAGUUCCGUCCAGCUUCAGAUAACCCCUACCUACAACUUUCUCAGGAAGAAGAUGACUUGGAAAUGGAAUCUGUAGUGACCACGUCAGGGGUGAUGGAGAAUAUGAAGAAAGUCAAGAAGGUGACCAACGGCUCGGUGGAGCCGCAGGUUACCGAGAAGGAGGUCCAGCAGUGGUACAAAGGCUUCAUCAAGGACUGCCCCAGCGGGCAGCUGGAUGCAGCGGGCUUCCAGAAGAUCUACAAGCAGUUCUUCCCGUUUGGAGACCCCACCAAGUUCGCCACAUUUGUUUUCAACGUCUUUGAUGAAAACAAGGAUGGGCGGAUUGAGUUCUCUGAGUUCAUCCAGGCGCUGUCGGUGACCUCGAGGGGAACCCUGGAUGAGAAGCUGCGGUGGGAACACCGUGGAACUCCCCGAGGAGGAGAACACCCCCGAGAAGCGGGUGGACCGAAUCUUCGCCAUGAUGGACAAGAAUGCCGACGGGAAGCUGACGCUGCAGGAGUUCCAGGAAGGAUCCAAGGCGGACCCGUCCAUCGUGCAGGCGCUGUCCCUCUACGACGGGCUGGUAUAGUCCAAGGCCCAGAGCUGAGAUGCCUGGGAGCCACUCACCUCCUCCCGUGCCCUGAGGCCACCUCUGCCCCGACACCACCACCCUCGUGUGUCCACCCAGCCUUUCUCCGCAUCCACGCCCCACCGGGCUGCCCUGGAACCGUGAGGCCCGGCUCUCCUCCACCCGCCCCGCACCCACCCGUCGCCUGAAGCCACCGGCUCCAAUUGCCACCAACUUCUGCUUGUCCAGAAAACGACAGUACGGAUGGGCAAAGGCUCCAGCCCUCUGCAAAACCAAGGACUCGGCUGCUUCGCAGGCGGCCUCUCGGUCCCUCCUGCUCUCCUGCGUGUGUGCUUUCGUUCUUUAUUUCAAACAGACAUUGAAAAAGAAAAAAAAAACAAAACUACCUUCUGUCCUAGAAGAUUCAGACUGACAGAUGGGGAGAAGGCCUCGGGGACGUCAAAGAACUCUGCCUCCUGCCUUGACCUUGGCAGCGGGAGAGGCCACGGGAGUCAUGGCCUCGGCCACGGGGGGUCGGGGCGUGGGGGGCCUGCCUGCCCCUCGUGAUUUGGCGCCCCAUCCUCGAGCAGCAAGACCACCUGCGCGGCUAGGAUGAUUAAUUACAACGUUGAUGAUUUUUUUUGUGAUAACAGUAUUGUGCUUUUUGUGGGGAAAGUGAGGUUUUUUUUUUUUAUAUACAUAUAUAAUUGAUACCUUUUAUUUAUUGGUUGGUAACUGUUGCUGCUGCCUCGUGUGUCUGAUGCUCCCAGGGAUGCGGGGCCCACCGUUUACACGUGCACGCCCUCGCCCACCUGCCCAGGCGCUUGGGAGGAUGGUGGCCUGCAGCGGCCAGGAAGCCAAAAAUCUUUUUUUUUUUUUUUUUUUUCAGAUACUGUGCUCGAUGUUUGGAGAGGGGAAAGGUGGGCUUCUUAAAUGGCUAAUGCACUGUUCCCUCCAGCUCGAAUGCCUCCCUCCUGGAUCUCUUUUCUCUGCUCCCGGUUCACACACCUCUCGGUCCUGUAUCCUCCUCUGGGUCCAUAACCUCUUUUCUGAGGACAAACAGGGGACAUCUUCCGGUUUCUCGGUUCUUGCUUUGGUGUUCGCAGCGCCGUGGGGAGUGGCAAGGCUUGUGCUGAGACUGGGAUCCAGGAAGGGCCGGGGGUGGACCGAGAAUCUAAGGAGAGAAGGAGGAGGGAGUGAGCAGAUGUGAAGUCUGCCUCUCCCUCCUUGGUUGGUUUUGAGAAUAGCUGCUCACCCUGCUUUCCUGCCUUGUCCAGCGGACCACAGUAGCUUUCCCUCUUUUAGCUGAAAGGCCGGAAGGGAGCGGGGGAGAGAGAAGGGCCGCAGGCAAUCCCAUUCAGGUGGCUUCUUGGGCUGUGGCCCACAUGUGCUCACAGGAAGCUUCUAGCUCUGCCUGCCACUGAGACAGGGCAGGCCCACAACUGUCACCAGGAAAGUCAGAUGACCUUGGACCGGAAGGCAGGAUCCUGAGGCUGGCCCUUGCUCCGUGACUGUGGGCCCCCCUGCCCUCUGUGGGCCCCAGCUCCCCCUGCUGCGGAUCCGGGAGGCCUGGGCUGGGGGAUCCGGAGGCUUCCCUUCGUGCUGAUGCUGUCUAAUUCUAAGCUUGGGUUUCCUGCAGCUGGUGAUUGUGCGGUCUGUGUCUGUGUUUACAGACCCCAGCAGACACGGGGGCUGCCUGAGUCUCUCUGUCUCUUAGCACAGUCUUCAGGGUCACAGCAGCCACUGUUCGUGGUGUGUGGGUUCGGAUGACACACCCUGUCCCUCCCCGCAGAGCUUCCUGGUCCCUCCCGGACUCUUGAGCUGUCUUUCAGGCCCAGAACUAGUCCUCGCCCAGGGAAGGCUUCUGGGUGAGAAGCAGCCUCCCAGACUGUUUAGGGCCAGGCCGGAAUCGAGAAUCCCUGCUUCUCCUUUGCGAAGUCAGCAGCCUAUCACCUCCUGACUUAUCCCGGCCAGCGGAGGGGAGGAGCUGACCCUCGGCCCCCGCUUUAAAUGGCCCUUGGCGCCCACUUUGCACUUUCCCAGGAGGCCAGAGCUUCUCCUGCUCUUUAACUCUCACAGCAGACCCCCGCCAGAGAGCGGCUCCGCCAGCGUGGGACUUGCGUGUCCGCUCCUGCAGGCUGGACCGCUCGGCCGGCCCCUGUCUCUCCCUCCUUGCAUCAGCCAGCCCUCUGGCUGCCCUCUCCCUCCGCUGGAAGCCCCCCAGAUCCUGCGGGGAUAGGAGCAGUAGUUCCAUUUUCACGGGUGACUUUGAAGCUUGGGCUCUUUGAGGCCCCUGCGGUCACCUUCCUGCUCAGGCCACGGGCCUAGGAGGCCCAGUACUCACCACCAAAUCCUGCAGUUCCUCAGCCUGGCUCUGACCUAGGACCCUAGGGCAGCAGGUGAACUUGGCGGCUUGGGGCUGGAGAUGGGGGGAGCGGGGCCUUUCCCCAGGUCAAAUGAUUUCUCUGGCCUCCACCUGAGCCUCGAUUUACCUCUCUGGUCCAGUGGGCCAGAGCUUUUGUGCAGCCUGUCCUGGAGCAUCACGGGAAAGGGCUUGUGGCUAAGAAUUAUCCAAGGUUAAGCAUAGGGGUCCCGCCCGCUGAGACAUUGACUCCUAGGAGUCUAGGGAGAUCGGUGUGCAAGGCUUUCCUCCCACCUCCUCACCGUUAGGCCUUUUGGUUUGGAGCUACGCGUGUGGCUUUUGACCUUAGCAGGCGAUACCGUGGACCCAUGGGCCAAGGCACACCUUGGGUCCUUGCCCAGAGAAGUCCAGAGCUGCUGGAAGGGCCACGCCUCUUCCUGGCAGGGUGCUGGACACUGGCCAUUUUUGCCCGAGGUUGCGGGCAGGGACAGUUCCGUCCCCUCCUCUCACCAGGCCUCUAGCUGCAGCACCCUUGGAACCCCGAGCAGCCCAUGGGCCUCUCUCCCCAGCACUGUUUCCCACCCGAGGCCCAGCCCUGUCAACUGCUGCUCUGGGGCUUCCAGACCAGCCAGAAGCCAGGUUCUUAGCCCUCGCUCCCCAGCCCAGGAGCAGGGGCCAGCCUCCGGCAGUCCGUCUGCAGCAGCCCUGGCCUCUUCCUCAUAGAAUCCGCUCCCCACUCUGCGUUGAUGGUACUUAGGAGAACGUCGUGAGUUUCCAGUAUUUAACCAGGCAACGUUUAGAAUAACGUCGUUUAGAAUAACGUCAAGGCAGAUGUGUGUCCUUGUCUUCCCCUGAAAUGCUUUUCAUUUUGACAGCCAACUUCCUAGAUGACAGAUGCAUCUGGGCUUUCGAGGACCCUGUCUCUUCUCUAGAGGGUUGGGGUGUGGGGUUCCUGGGCCCCCUGGGAAGAUGCAGCCUCUCCCUGGGGAAAGCCCCACUGCUCACCUAGUGGAAAAGCUACCGGGUUCCCAGUGGUUUCAGCUUCUAAGGGAUUGAGGGGAACGCGGGAGCGCCCCCUCGUGGCGAUGAUCUAUAAAGGCAUUUGGGGGACCGGACCAGACAAAUAGGUGAUUUGAGAGCGAGGCCGCAGAUGGGGAGGCGAGGGGGGGGGGGCGGCGCUAUGAUCUCACCCAGACCCUGAGCUUCCAGCCCCACCUUACUGGCAGCAUGUCUCCCAGACGCCCUUCUUCUAGGUCUACCCCAGAGAUAGCAAGUGAAUCAGCAUAAGGGCACUGUAAUGGGAAGCCUUGCCCCCCCCGACCUUUUUUAAUAUCUGCGGAAUAAACCCAAUGGUUGAUUUUUGGAUGAAUAAAAGGCUUUUGUCGAAUA